AUGGAGGCCUCUACCCAAACCCCAGCUCUUAUAAUAUACUACAACCCCCAGCUGUCUGAGUAUCUCCCAUUGUUGCAAGACAUUAGCCAAGUCACCCAGUUUGUUGAAGAGCAUGACCCUGCCGCUGAAGAUGGCCAAACGGCACACUUCAAAGUGAAUUAUCUGCCCGCGUCCUCCAUGCCCACUAGCCCACCGAGCCGCCCAAGCGUCAUCAGUCAGCCACCGCCGCCCACCAAGCAGGAUGGCAUGGUCAUCAUCAGAGACCAUAAUACCCAAUAUGAGCUAGUUUUGUGGUAUCACAAGGUCCAGUGGCGCCAUUCUUGCCAAGUUACCAAACACGAAUCCACCCAGACUUUCAAUGAAUAUCUAGCCAGCCACCUCGCAAUCCAUUUCAGCCUGAGCUUACUGAGUUUCACCAUUCCCGAGCGACAGGUGAAUUAUGAAUUGUUGAUUGGUACCUACAAGAAAAUCCAGGCUGAGCUUGAUAAGAAUCCUGAACACGACCUUGACAAGUUACUUGCCUUACACGGCAUGAAGCCAUUGCUUUAUGCUAAAAUAGGGAGGAUUCUCAGUGGUGAAAAACCACCAUUCCUGAAUUUUAUUGAUUCUAUCAUCACCAACCGCGAGGGGAACGACAUCAACCUUGCCCGGAAGGCCGCCGGGACUUCUCCGGAUGGCGGAGGCAGGGACUCGUCUGCUCCGUCCACGGCGCUUGGCAUAUCCUCAGCAGCCAAUCCAACUACUUCAGCCAACAGCCGCGACAAACCCCGCCCGGAACCCCCAUGCAGCACCGACCUACCAGGCGAGCUGGCCAAUCUACCUCUAUCAGUUUGA
Puccinia triticina is the source of this 834-nucleotide messenger RNA. RefSeq lists its product as uncharacterized. The transcript has 4 exons. The record is from RefSeq and is a predicted model, not a curated record. The coding region runs from base 1 to 834 and encodes 277 amino acids. Lineage: Eukaryota; Fungi; Basidiomycota; Pucciniomycetes; Pucciniales; Pucciniaceae.